UGUAGCUUCUCAGAAGGGUGUAUGGACAUAAUGGUGUAUAUAUACCUGACUGUGAUCGCGUGCUUUUGAUCUUGCUGGCCUAGAGCUCACUGUGUAGCCCAGGCUUGCGUUAAACUUGCAGCUUCCUCGCAGAGCAUGGUGGCACACAGCUUUAAUCCAGCACUUGGGAUGCAGAAGCAGGGACAGACACAUCCAGAAAUCAAUAUAUCGUGAAACUCCUUUCAGUUCAACAGUUUUUAGGUGUAACUCAGCAAGACAACUGAUGGAGUCCCCCAGGGCACAUCAGAUACCGGACUGGCCGACCCCCUAGGGUUGGGGUAGCCCUUGCCCCUCAGUAUGGCCAACACCACCGGAGAGCCUGAGGAGGUGAGCGGCGCACUGUCCCUGCCAUCAGCAUCGGCUUACGUGAAGCUGGUGCUGCUGGGACUGAUCAUGUGUGUAAGCCUGGCAGGCAAUGCCAUCUUGUCCCUGCUGGUGCUCAAGGAGCGUGCCUUGCACAAGGCUCCUUACUACUUUCUGCUGGACCUGUGCCUAGCUGAUGGCAUACGCUCUGCCAUCUGCUUCCCCUUUGUACUGGCUUCUGUGCGCCAUGGCUCCUCAUGGACCUUCAGUGCACUCAGUUGUAAGAUUGUGGCCUUCAUGGCUGUGCUCUUUUGCUUCCAUGCGGCCUUCAUGCUGUUCUGCAUCAGCGUCACCCGCUACAUGGCCAUCGCCCACCACCGCUUCUAUGCCAAGCGCAUGACACUCUGGACAUGCGCAGCUGUCAUCUGCAUGGCCUGGACCUUGUCUGUGGCCAUGGCUUUCCCACCUGUCUUUGAUGUGGGCACCUACAAGUUUAUCAGAGAGGAAGACCAGUGCAUCUUUGAGCAUCGCUACUUCAAAGCAAAUGACACACUGGGCUUUAUGCUUAUGUUGGCUGUGCUCAUGGCAGCCACACAUGCUGUCUAUGGCAAGCUGCUACUCUUCGAGUACCGUCACCGCAAGAUGAAGCCAGUGCAGAUGGUGCCAGCCAUCAGCCAAAACUGGACAUUCCAUGGCCCUGGGGCUACCGGCCAGGCUGCUGCCAACUGGAUCGCUGGCUUUGGCCGUGGGCCCAUGCCACCAACUCUGCUGGGUAUCCGGCAGAAUGGGCAUGCAGCUAGCCGGCGGCUACUGGGCAUGGACGAGGUCAAGGGUGAAAAGCAGUUGGGCCGAAUGUUCUACGCGAUUACACUGCUCUUCCUGCUCCUCUGGUCGCCAUACAUCGUGGCCUGCUACUGGCGAGUGUUUGUGAAAGCCUGCGCUGUGCCCCACCGCUACCUGGCCACUGCUGUUUGGAUGAGCUUCGCCCAGGCUGCCGUCAACCCAAUCGUCUGCUUCCUGCUUAACAAGGACCUCAAGAAGUGCCUGAGGACUCAUGCCCCUUGCUGGGGCACAGGGGGUGCCCCAGCUCCCAGGGAACCCUACUGUGUCAUGUGAAGCAAGCCAGUAGGUGAUAGGCAGGGGGAAAGUUGUGAUCACCAUACUGGGGCCAACAGCAGGGGAAGAGUGGGACCCACACAGAAGCCUUCUUUUUUAAGCUUCAGCCCAGGCUCUCAAACCAUCCAUAACUGAGGCAUUUUGCAAACACCUCCCUAGGGGUGGAAACUGGGUGAGGAAUUGGGAAAGAGGCAUUUCUAGUUUUGUGGGGCUUGUCCCACAGCCUCCUCCACUUCUACAAUCUCUUUCCCAUGCCUCCCUGCCUCCUUAUCCUUCUCCCUUCUCCUCUUUCUAAAGUGAGUAGUUCAGUAAAACAAACAAACUGAAAAUGCAGGGUUUUUAAUAACAAGAGCUGAGGAAACAAGCUUUCUUGCUUAAAAGUCACCCCCCCUUUUGACAUUGUCAAGAAAUGGAAGUUUUCUCCUGUAAAAUAGAUUUCCAGAGAUCUUAUUGCCCCCCGGGUUCCCAUUCACCCUCCCCUUCAGAGUCCCUUAGCAAGACUUGGAUGUUUAGGAAAUACUGACUUAAGGCUUCACACAAGAGGGACCAAAUGGGGUCCUGCCCUCCUGGGGAGCAAGGACGUUUAAAUUGCUACGUUGUGUGCAAUGUUGUUUUUGGCUUAACCUUGAUCCCAAGCCUGGUCUCCUUAUCCCUCCCUAUCGUGUCCAGACUUUGCUGGUGUUUCUGGAGGCUCUGUUUGAGAAGCCAAGAGCGUACAAAGAAGGGCCUCCAUGAUGUGCCCAGGCUAGAUGAAGAGUCAAAUGGUAGAUGAGCUCCUCAACCAAAAUCCAAAUUUAGCUACACUCUCUCGAGCUUUCUCUUGGAUCCCCACCCUUUCUUCCUAGGACUAUGCAUUCUGCUUGUCCCCACCAGGGAUGAUGUGGAUACAUGCCGGCGGGGAAGUCACCCAUGGAAGUAGAGGGAGAUGGUUGAACUCCCCAGAGUGGCUGGAUUCCAGAGCCUGGGGUCAGAGCUAAAUUCAACCCCACAAUUGUUUCUUGGGCUCACACUAUUCUUCUGGAAACAAAACUUCUUUGGGAGCCUUGGUAACCAAUAGUGAUACAAACUUCAAGGUACCCGGGAAUUGGGUCCAAUCCUGCCUGACCUCUUUUUGUCCCUUCUAGAUCUCCCAGGCCUUGAGCCCCUUCCUUAGCUGUCCUUCCAUGCCACAAACAUCCUUCCCUGUAGUUUUCCCUCCCUCCACCCUUACCUAUACCCAAAGUGGAGCAAACUAUACCCAAUUCCACAGGUGGAAGGUCCCAAGCCUCUUUUCCACAGACAGAGACCACCCUGGACUUAGUGACUUCAAGGCCAGUUCCAUAGACUGGUGAGCCAAGCUGGAACUCUGCCUAAGUUUGGGGCUGUGAUCUCCUCAUCCCCUUUCUUUCCUUAGAAACUCCUAUCCUAAACUCCAACCCUACCCCCAAGAUAGCCCGUGAACUGAGGAAGCUUUGACCCAAAAGCAAUGAAGGAGGUGCUCUAGACAGAAAAGAUAUUGGUGACCCUGGCUGUGGAGAGGCCCUGGAAAAGCAGGCCAGAGUAGCUGAGAGGCUGGAAAUGUGUUGUGGGUGGGGCUGUACUCUCAGUGAUGAUGACAGGAAUGCCUUUCUGAGGGCAGGGGUGGAAAGAGCAAGGUGGGAGGGCACAUAGGGUAGAUUCAGGAGGCUUUUCCUCCAUUUCCUUUUUCUAACUGCCUGGCUUCAUCAUUGGAUUUUGUAAAUGGAAAAACUGAAAUGAACAAUGUUAUAUUGGAUGUUUUCUCUUUCUCUCUCUCUCCCUCUCUUUCCCUUCCUCCUCCCCCCCCCCUCUCUCUCGUGUGUCUAUGUGUCUGUGUCUGUGUGUCCUAUCUGUGUAUGAUCACGUGUGGGGAGGUAUGAUUAAGUGAGACAGUAUGUGUCUGUGUGACUUUGUGUGAAUAGGAAACCCUGAGGAAAACUUGCCUGCUACACAUAUAUAAGCAAAUACCUAUAUGUGAGGAAAUAGAGUACACACACGUGUACACACAUACACACAGAGAGACACAGGAAGAGAGGAGACACAGGAAGGAGAGGAGACAAAACUUAGUAUGUGCCUGCAGCAGGAAAUAGAGUGCUUAGGAAAUGAACCUGAAAAGUUUUAUGUAUGUAUGUGUCAAGAGGGUCAACUCCCAUCUCAUAAGAUUGCCUUCCCUUGGCCCAGCUUCUGAGCACCAGGUGAGGAGAGAAUAGUUUAGAACCUCAUCUCUUCCGAAUGUCUGGAGAUUUAGCCCCCACCCCAAAAUUCAAAUAAGGUAUUUCUGAAAUUGGACCACCAUGGAAAUAGGAACUGGGAAUGGGGGUGUCAAACAUGGAGGUAAUGAGGUUAAGAGAUGGUCCCCUGCAAUGUAAUGGCUUUUAGAGGAACUGCUCCUGAACUGGGAGUUCUUCUUAAGGUUCCACUGUAUCCAGCUGGGACUUUGUUCAGCUUUGACUAAAUUCAGAAGGAAGGAUGACAUGGCGAAAAAGCCCAAGUCUGGAGGUCUACCCAGCUGGCCUACUCCCUAGGCGCUCAAUUCAUUUACUAUUUAUUUAUUUAUUCCUUCAGUUGCACAGAAUUGAGCUGACCAUAUUCCUCAAUUCUCGGCGCACUAUAUCAUCAUCGGUCCAUGCAAGGUCCUUUUAUUAUUGUUUGUCCCCUUCAUCACCCAUCCCCGAUCCCAUCUUUCCCCACCCCACACAGGCACCACUCUUCUGUACUUAACGUGUGUCCUUCCAAACCACCGUUCAUGCGUUUAUUUACUUAGGUGUAUCUGUGGAAAAUAUAUGGUAUCGAUGUUUUAAUUUACAUAAACAGUAUUGUAC
This is a messenger RNA of Microtus oregoni (creeping vole), 4277 nucleotides long. It is a transcript of the gene Gpr173, whose product is annotated as G protein-coupled receptor 173. NCBI's taxonomy places the organism in Eukaryota, Metazoa, Chordata, Mammalia, Rodentia, Cricetidae. The transcript has 4 exons. The record is from RefSeq and is a predicted model, not a curated record. Gene Ontology annotation, molecular function: G protein-coupled receptor activity. Gene Ontology annotation, cellular component: plasma membrane. The coding region runs from base 337 to 1458 and encodes 373 amino acids. Gene Ontology annotation, biological process: G protein-coupled receptor signaling pathway.